AUGAUCGAGUUUGACCCCCGCGCAGACAUUACUCUCAAGGUCGGCAGGGAGAAGAAACUCUUUUCGGCCUGCUCCCGUGCGCUUUCGAGGGCGUCACCCGUGUUUGAGCGCAUGCUGUACGGACAUUUCACCGAGAGCAAAACCCGACUUGCCGAAGGCGAGGAAUGGGUCGUGGAAUUACCAGAAGACGAUUCAGCACCGAUGGAGGUCUUUCUAAACAUUUCUCACUCUCAUUUCGGCAGGGUGCCGAGGAGGAUGCCGCUGGAUGAGCUUUACGAUCUGGCGGUGCUGUCGAAUUACUAUGACUCCACGAGGUUGCUCGAGCCGUGGAUUAACGGGUGGAUGGCGUCGAUUGAAGUUAGAGAUUCGAGUGUGAGCAUGGCAAAGGCUCUCUGGGUUUCGUGGGAGUUUGGACGCAAGGAGGCUUUCUCGAGGAUGGCGCUGAGGAUGUUGAUGGAGUCGGAUAUGGGGAGGACGGCCGAGGAUGAGUUUGACAAGCUCAAGAUGCCGCCUGAUAUCAUUGAAAGAAUCUCGGCGAUCCGACUCCAGACGAUACAAGCUCUCCUAGGGGUGCUCCGCGACAUGGUGGAAAACCUGCUCGUGGUGGACGAAAAGCCGCGAUGGUGCCGGCACGCAGAGUGGAUGGGCCCGCACCGCUGCGAGUCCAUGAUCCUCGGGUCCAUGACCUUUUGUCUCGCCCGGGCGGGCCUCUGGCCCCUCCCCUCAGCCGACGAGGUGACAGACAGCAUCGUCGGCCUGCACCGCAAGAUGACAGGACUGGUGAUCCACGACAUUGGACACGUCGGGGGGAAACCUUCCCUGGAUCAUCAGCUUUGUAAUCCGGGGCCGCUUCUCAUGGGGCAGAUUGAGGAGAUUUUUAAGGAUGUUGCGAGUCCGGUUACAAAGUUUCAUUUGGAUAGGAUGGAUGAGCAGGCGAAACGGUUGACCUCAUGA
Messenger RNA from Fusarium vanettenii 77-13-4, 954 nucleotides. RefSeq lists its product as uncharacterized. The transcript has 2 exons. Gene Ontology annotation, molecular function: protein binding. The record is from RefSeq and is a predicted model, not a curated record. Bases 1 to 954 code for a protein of 317 amino acids. Lineage: Eukaryota; Fungi; Ascomycota; Sordariomycetes; Hypocreales; Nectriaceae.